AUGCCCGACCUUAGAAAGGGUAGUUUUGUGGACAAGAAAGUAGAGGCAUCAGAGAUCUUCCAGGAAUUCCAACUCAGACUUACAUUCACGCAUGAGGUUUUUCCAUUCACUGUUGACCUUACUUCCUUUCGUGAUGGCAUCGAGACCAACUCUUUUGAAUCAGACUCAAAGAUGACCUGUUUGAGGUCUAGAGUCCUUGCAAUUUGGAUUCCUGUCCUUAAUGCCCAUGCCUCUGCUUCUUCAAUCGAGCUAGCUUAUCCCAAGUGCAUAGAGCGUCCUUACAGCUACGCAGACGCUGUAGCUAUGGAUCACAAUGUGGUCGGAGGAAACCCUACUGGGAGCACAGCAGGUCUAGCAACUCCGGCCAGUCAGAUCCAAGCUAAUCAGAGUCCAGCGCACAGAGUAGAUGAGCUAGAUGAUCCUUUGUAUCUCCACGCUACUGAGAAUCCAAACACCAUACUCGUCUCACCUCCCCUCUCUGAAAGCAACUACGCAACUUGGAGCAGAUCCAUAAAAAUAGCUCUCGGCGUGAAGAAUAAGUUUGGUUCCGUCACUGGUGCCAUUCCUUGUCCGACUCAAUCAGAUGUGAGAUAUGGUACUUGGAAGAGGUGCAACGAUAUCGUCAGUGCCUGGACUCUGCGAUCACUCAAUCCUUCCAUUGCUGAAAGUGUUCUGUACUUUGAGAUAGCAGAGGACAUCUGGAAUACCUUGAAGAAGAGGUACUCCCAGGCAGAACUACACAAAAUUACCGAAAUCCAGAAUAAAUCUAUAGAAGUGUGCAAGGCUGUGAGACCCCUGCCUAUCUGCGAAUGCACACCUAGAUGUAAUUGCACUCUUAUGAGUAAAGUUAAAAAGGAUAGGGAGGAUGAUCAAGUGAUUAGGUUUCUAGAAGGUUUAAGUGAUGAAUAUGAAACCAUAAAAUCUGGUGCACUUGUCAUGGAUCCCCUUCCUAACAUGGAAAAAGUGCUUAACGUGGCUCUGAAAUUGGAAAGGAAACUUAAUAGUGCCAGUAGCUAUAAGAAUUCUAAAGUUGUGCAGUCCAAUGCUGUUCAAAACCAAGGUGGAGAUGAUCAGAAUAUUGUAGCAGUAACUAGCUCUAACAAUAAGAAGAAAUUUAAUGGUUAUGAAGGGAAAAAUGUUGCUGAUGUGGGGCUAUCAGCUGAUCAAUUUCAGAAGUUAGUCUCUGUUCUGCAAGGUCAGAAUCAAGGAAGCCAAGGUGGUCAAGCUUCCACCAAUGCUGCCAUCACAAUGAGUAAGAUUGGCAUGAGGCCAAAGUUCAUUCCAACAGGAGCAACUGAUCACAUCACUUGUUCUUUGGAUUACAUUGAAAACUAUCAUAAAAUUCAUGGCAUCUUUGUUAAAUUGCCUAAUGGAGAAUCUGUGCAGCUGACAAAACAAAAUGAUUGUACCCUUGUCAUGAAUGCUGAUCUAUGUGAUAUUCUGGGGCUACAUGGGAUAAUGGAUGGUUUUGCUAAGGCAAAAUAUGGGCUCUACCUACUUAAUCAUCCUCCUGCCAAAAUAAGACAAUGUGUUGAUAGUGUUGAUGCUCACAAACACUGUAAUAGCUUAUCUUUACAGUUGUGGCAUAAUAGAUUGGGGCACUACCCUGCAGAUAAGAAAAGGCCAGUUUUCCCCGUUAGUACUACAAGAACUGAGAAAAGUUUUGAUCUAAUGCAUUUGGAUGUUUGGGAACCCUUUGCUGUUUCUUCUCUUAAAAGAGAACACUAUUUUCUCACUAUAGUUGAUGAUUAUAGUAGGUUUACUUGGAUACAUUUGAUGAAAAAUAAGUCUGAGGUUAAGGGGCUGUUUCAAAACUUUUAUCAGUAUGUUGAUACUCAGUUUUCAGCAAAAAUCAAGGCAGUAAGAUGA
This is a messenger RNA of Ipomoea nil (Japanese morning glory), 1869 nucleotides long. RefSeq lists its product as uncharacterized. NCBI's taxonomy places the organism in Eukaryota, Viridiplantae, Streptophyta, Magnoliopsida, Solanales, Convolvulaceae. The coding region runs from base 1 to 1869 and encodes 622 amino acids. The transcript has 8 exons. Gene Ontology annotation, molecular function: nucleic acid binding. The record is from RefSeq and is a predicted model, not a curated record.